AAAUUCGCAUAUCACUAUCACGAGCAUCUUCAUCCUAUCGUUCAAAGUUCAAAGUAAAGCCUCUAGAUCUAGAUAUAUAUAGUAAGUUUAUCAUAGAUAAAGAUCUGCCGUCUUAGGGUAUAGAAGAGAUAGUUAUAACUUCAAUCAGUUUAGUUAGACACUACUAGAUCUAGAUCUAGUAGCAGUUAGAAAUAAGAAAUGGCUCCACAAAACAUUAAGAUCAUCUACUUUGAUGCCAGAGGUAGAGCUGAAGUAAGUCGCCUAAUGCUGGCUGCUGCUGGUCAAAAGUUUGAAGAUGUGCGACACACAAAAGAAACUUGGCCCACUGAGAAACCAAAUACUCCAUUUGGACAGCUUCCUGUAAUUGAGAUAGAUGGAAAGAGAUUUGCUCAAAGUGUGGCUAUAGCAAAUUAUGUGGCUAGAGAGUUUGGAUUUUAUGGUAAAACCAAUUUGGAAGGGUUAGAGAUUGAUCAGGUUGUCCAGCUAGGAAUGGACUUUUUGAGUGCUGCUGUAAAAUCAUAUCAUGAAAAAGAUGAAGCUAAGAAAGCUGAACUCAACAAGAGUUUAAAAGAAGUGGAGGCACCAAAGUAUUUAGCUUUCUUUGAGAAGUUACUGAAAGAAAGUGGUACUGGCUAUUUUGUUGGCGAGGCUCUAACACUAGCAGACUUCUUUGUCUAUGAUUUAACCUAUGCUUUUGGCAAGCGAGGUGUUUUAUCUUUGGAUAGUUACCCACUAUUGCAAGAGCUUCAGAAUAAAGUAGAAAGUAAUGAAAAGAUCAAAGCCUAUCUGGCAGAGAGGAAAGAAACAGAAAAUUAGGCUACUAGUAAAAACGCAUAUAAUUUAAGGAAGAACUACUAGGCCCUGAUACUCAACAGCUGUUAGUGUUUGUUUUAUAUUGUCAUUUCCUCUAAUGUUGUGAUUGUUACCAGUUCAUGGAGCAUUGAAAACAAAAACUAUUUUUAUAUUAUUAUUAAGGAAAAAAAAAGAUAUUAAAAUAGAUUUUAAAGUUG
Biomphalaria glabrata is the source of this 1010-nucleotide messenger RNA. Its product is annotated as probable glutathione S-transferase 7. The coding region runs from base 199 to 816 and encodes 205 amino acids. The record is from RefSeq and is a predicted model, not a curated record. NCBI's taxonomy places the organism in Eukaryota, Metazoa, Mollusca, Gastropoda, Planorbidae. Gene Ontology annotation, molecular function: glutathione transferase activity. The transcript is spliced from 6 exons. Gene Ontology annotation, biological process: glutathione metabolic process.